CCAAAUCCUCAGUUCUUCGUGUCGAUCACAAAGGCCUUUCUUCAUCUUCAACCUCCGGCCACUUCCCAGCUAAAAUGCCGCCGUCUAAAGGCAAAGGAAAGGGGAAGAAGAAAGGUAAAUCCAAGAAAACAAAAAACAGAGCUCCAGACGCAACAUGCAACUGCAUUUUACUAAGAGAAAUCAUCAUUGAUAUCCUUUCUCGUCUCCCAGUGAAGACCCUUUUACAAUUCAGGUGCGUUUGCAAGCCAUGGCGAAAACUCAUUACCAAACCCAACUUCAUUGACGCCCAUUUCCUCCAUUCCUCUUCUUUGCAGCCCAGUACCGGUUCUUCACCCAUUCUUUUACACACUCGCCAUCCCGAGUCCUCUGAUCAUCUACUCUCACUAAUCAACAUGUCCCCCGAGUCAUCAUCAGUUGUGGAACUUGAUAACCCUUUCCCUUUUUUCUUGCAAAAUAUGGUGGUUGUGGGUUCUUGCAAUGGCAUUGUGUGCCUUUGUCAGACACCUUUGGGUGAUGCCAUUAUUCUUUGGAACCCAGCUAUGAGGCAGUCUAGGAAUGUGCCGCUUUCGAAAAGCAAACCCAUUAUUGGAACAAUGACUUCUUGGUCUUGA
Nicotiana tabacum (common tobacco) is the source of this 611-nucleotide messenger RNA. Lineage: Eukaryota; Viridiplantae; Streptophyta; Magnoliopsida; Solanales; Solanaceae. The record is from RefSeq and is a predicted model, not a curated record.